AUAAAAAUGUGAAAAUCAUUGAAUAUAAAAGAAAACUCAUAAAUUAGAGUAUACUCGUAUCACUAUACAAAACAUACAUACUCCAAAUAUUAAUGCACACAAGCGACAGAUAAGAAAGUAUCAAGCGUAUGUACGUAUGUGUAUAAGUGCGUUGGAUGCACUAAUCUAAAUAGAUAUAAAAUAUCAAUGCGUUGGUAUCAGAAGAAUGCAAUAAAAAUCAAAUACAUAUUUACACAUGUGUAUGUACACUAAACAUACACACAUAUACAUAUGUACCUAGUUAAGAGAUUAGAAUUAACAAAUGUAUUGGCGAAACAAAUUUAAAUUAAAAAUUUCAGAAUCAAACGUGAACUCUCACAGCACCUUUACAAUAAGUGUUUUUCUGUACAAUUCUUGUUACCAAAAUAUACAAGCCUUGCCGUAGCAAUAACGAACACAAUAAAAGAGAAUUAUCUAAUUUGAUCAGUGAUCAGUAUGGAAAUAAGUCUGAAUUUGAUUUUGGGAAGGUCUGUUAUUCGUUUGAAAAUUUUGAGAAUGUAUCUUCGCUGCAAAAGCCAUAGCUUAUCUCUUUACCUCAGAUAGGGUAAGCUCAUCGUUGUCUCCCAGCACCCAGAUGAGCUAAAUCUAAUGGCGGAUAAGAAACCAGGAGGACUGUUAAAUUAGUUGACGCACUAUUAAUCCAUAAGAAUUUUUUCUGGUGGGACGAGAUCGCUUUGAAUGCGCCUUGCGUGCUCUUUAAAGUUCGGUAAACAACGUACGCUUGAUAGCCUGUGCUCCCUUACUUUCAAAGUAACUACACUGCAAAGAUAUGAUCGCCUGGAUGUGGUAAAACUCAGCCGAAUUGGCUUCGUAGUAUGAAAUAUAAUACAAUUUCAGUAUGCACCUUGACGUCUUCUAUUAAAGACUUACAUAGCGAGGGCUACAUGCUUCCGCUUAAAUAACACAAUUCACACCUACCCAAACACUUUCUGCAGUUGCAGUCGUCAUCUAUUUCAAGAUCAGUGAUUGGCCUACUUAAACCAACAAACGAACAGCUCGAGUUGCCGCGUGAAACAAGAGUAAUCCCCUCACAACUUCGCUCAAGGUAUUUGUGCAAGCUAAACUGACUAAACUAUUGAUUUGUGCAGAAUUGACUCCAACAGAACACAUAUAUGACAAUGAGUCCCCGUAUGACUCAAACCACUUAUUUGUACGUCCAACAAAUCACUCGCACCUAACACUUAUUUCCCUUUGGUCCGACCCCGUCAACGAUUGCUGAGACUACUGUUGGAUGACUUCGAUGACAACCAACUUGAAUCUUACCACCCAAGCGAAGAUUAUAAAAGCGCUAGAACAAAGACAACAAAAAAUGAGCAUCUUCUUGAAGAGAAACGGUUGUGUACAUAAUUUCAUUAUUGUUACCUGAAAAUAGAAGUGACUAGUUCGCGUAUGAGCUGCUCAAGCCAUAUGUAAUGAAAUCGUUUCUGGCCACUCCAAAGUGAAUGACGCUCAGAGAACUUUCCGCACUUGCGAGAACAUCUACACAUGGCUCAAUCCACCCAAGAUAUACGAGGACGUCGACAUAGUUCAGUGAAUAAAGAGUCAGCUUUGGCUAGGUUAUGUCGUCCGAAUGGAUAAAAGCACUCUAGCUCUAAAAGUAUUUGACGUAGUUCCCGUUGGGGAAACGCAGCAAGAUGAAGACCUACACUUCGUUGGAAAGACCAGGUGGAGAAGGACCUAGCUACACUUGGAAUCUCUAAUUGGCGCCAACAGCGAAAAUAAAGAACGUUUUGCGCGCUCUUGUAAUCAAUAAAGAAGAAGAAGUUCGCAUAUGUACAGACGGAUAUGAUUAAACCGAUUCAAAGCUAUACAUACAUAUGUAUAUAUUUUAUGGGGUUUAUAUCUGAGGGUCACAAACUUAAUGCAAACUUUCUGGGUAUACAAAAAUUCUUCAAUUAACACUUCAUUAAAAUGCUGGUGCUUGUAGCAUAAUACCAGUUCUAAUAGACAGAAACUCUGGCUCGAAUACCUGCUCGUUUGGUACUUUACUUUUUAUCAUGGUCUGGCUUUUUGGUUUCAUUUAUGAUGCGCAACGAUAUAAACUUUGCCCUCGUGGCAAUGGUGCGUACAUCAGACCUGUCGAGUUCCUUAAGCACUUCUGAUCCUAGCAGCAAAUUGUUUAGCUCCGCUGAUAAAAAUGAAACAAACAAACAACUUUUUUUUAAUAAUGACAAUACGAAUAUAUUUGUGAUAAACUCAACAAUGAACUCCGAAAACAAUGACGACUUAUAUGGUUGGUCUCCAACGGUGAAAUCAAUAGUUGUAAGCUCGUUUUACUGGUGCUAUGUAUUGUCACAAGUUGUCGGUGGUAUCGCUACACAAUACUUUGGUACAAAACAAGUAUUUGGGUGGUCUCAAUUUGCUACAGCGUUAUGUAGCCUAUGUAUUCCCUUUGGUGCUGACCUACACUAUUCAGCUGUGAUAAUAUUGCGAUCUGUGCAAGGUUUCGCUUCUGGGUUAACAUGGCCGGCUAUGUACGCAAUAGUUGGCUAUUGGAUACCGUUAGCCGAACGGUCCCGGUUUAUGUCCAGUUUUCAAGGCUUUAGUAUAGGUAUAGGCUUAACAUACCCUUUAUGUGGAUUUAUCAUUGAUAACUUCGGCUGGCGAUAUGUCUUUUUUACCACUGGUUCUUUAGGUAUGAUUUGGUGCAUAUUGUGGUAUUACUUAGCGUUUAACACGCCUAAGGAACAUCCACGAAUUUCUUCUCAAGAAAUUGAAUAUAUUGAAGUAAGUGUUAGUUCAGAAGCAAAAGAAACAAUAGGCAUGAAGGUGCCAUGGAAAUCAAUUUUUACUUCCUUGCCUGCGUAUGCGAUUGGCAUAACUACAUUUGGCAGAAUUUGGAUUCACUAUAUAUUUAUUGUGUGUGGUCCAAAUUUUAUGAAAAAUAUGCUUAAAUUCAAUUAUAAGACCAACGGCUUCCUCUCCGGAAUGCCUUUUAUUUGCUCCUAUAUCUCGUCUGUUUUAUUUUGCUAUGUUGCUGAUAAAUUGAUGCUAAGUAAUUGGAUGAGUCUCACAAAUGUCCGAAAACUCUUUACCGCAUUGUCACAAGUUGUACCUGGCAUUCUGGUAUACUUGAUUGGAUAUAUAGACAAAAACAUUGUAUUAUUAUUGGUAGUAUGGUUUGUGUCAGUUACAUUCAUAACAGCCUCAUAUGCAGGUGCAAUGGCUAACAUUGUUGAUAUUGCUCCGAAUUUAGCUGGUCCGGUUCUUGCUUUUUGCCAAACAAUACAUAUGUCAGCAUCAUUUCUUUCUCCGCUGGUAUCCGGUAUAAUAGUCACAAACGAGAGUUCUAUAGAACAGUGGCGUUUAGUAUUUGGUGUUUCAUCCGUAAUUGCAAUAUUAACAUUUGUCGUUUAUCAAAUCUAUGGAACUGCUGAAAUUCAGAACUGGAACUACCCCCAGUCGCGCAAUGAUGGUUCUGCAGAUGAGUGCCAAAUCCUUAAUAAGCGGAAAGAGCAUAUACGGAAAGAUGAUUUGUAAACUAUGUAAUUAAAUAUAUGUACUUAAACAACUUACAGUUUUUAUACACUGCUUUUAUAUGUGCUCUCUUAACAAAUGCAAAAUUUACAAAGGUAUAUAACAAUAUAUGUAUGCGUCAUAUGCUAGCAUAAGUAAACCAUAUGUAUGUAUUAGUUGUUUUGCAUUUUUUAAUAAUGUGAAGGUCUUAAUACUAUUCAAAUAAUGUGUGAUUUGUCUAAGGAAUCGGAUAUAAGAAAAAAAAUAUAAUAAAAAUGAAACCUAUUAAUUUAACAUACAUUUCAGAACAUAAUCUAUUAUAUAAGUAAUGUGGAGUACAAGAAACAGUAGAUGUAGAAGGGACUCUGCUACUCAAAAACUAUCAAAGUAUCGAAUGAUGCUUCUGCAUGGAUCAAAUUCCUUUGUCAGUAGUAGUAUAGUAGUUUUUAUUAUUAUUUAAACUUAGAGACUGUGAAAGUGUUUAUUUUAAUUAAAAAUAUUAUUUUUCUGAAAA
Bactrocera latifrons is the source of this 4009-nucleotide messenger RNA. RefSeq names its product sialin (gene MFS17). Bases 2062 to 3519 code for a protein of 485 amino acids. The record is from RefSeq and is a predicted model, not a curated record. The transcript has 4 exons. Gene Ontology annotation, biological process: transmembrane transport; monoatomic anion transport. Gene Ontology annotation, molecular function: transmembrane transporter activity. Lineage: Eukaryota; Metazoa; Arthropoda; Insecta; Diptera; Tephritidae. Gene Ontology annotation, cellular component: plasma membrane.